CCGGCUUCCGCUCUCUGGGGUGUGCUGCUGUUGAUCUUCCGGCAGGCGGCCCGCCGGACCCCCGACCUUCUUCACGGUCGGCUUUGGGCUGAGUGUUCUUCCCGAAAUGAGUUUGGUGAUUAAGAAUCUGCAGCGGGUGGUCCCCAUCAGAAGAGUGCCACUUCGCAGGAAGAUGGAUUUAGUCAGGAGUAUCUUAGGAGUGAAGAAAUUUGACCUGGGGAUCAUCUGUGUUGACAACAAGACUAUUCAGAACAUAAAUAGGAUCUACAGGAAUAAAAAUGUCCCAACUGACGUGCUUUCUUUCCCAUUUUAUGAGAAUCUGAAAGCAGGCGAAUUUCCUCAGCCACACUCACCAGAUGAUUAUAAUUUGGGAGACAUUUUCCUAGGGGUGGAGUACAUUCUCCAGCAUUGCAGAGAACGUGAGGAUUACUGUGAUGUCCUGAUGGUGACAGCCACCCAUGGACUCUGUCACCUGCUGGGCUUCACCCACAGCUCCGAGGCCGAGUGGCAAAAGUGGAUCUCUGCUGGUCCUGGUACCCUGGAGGGCCUCAGCCCACACUACAGCUUCAUUCUGUGAGUGGACCAAGUACCAAGGACGUGCCUGUCAGCCCUUACUCUGAUUAGAAAUCUAUGCGGACUCUAUUAUAAGCAGAAUCAGGCAUUCUAAGAGAAGAAACAUGGACAUUCUUGUGCUUCUUUGAGUUUCUAGCUGUAGAGUCUGGGCAGAUUGCCUUGUUUCCCUCAAGUGGAAGGAGCGUGCCAGAACACUGAAAUCUGUUCUUCCUAAGAGGAUAGGCGCCUGCAGACCAGCAAGCCCAAAAGGACAAGGUUCUCAACCAGGCACUCUGAGACCUGAACCUCGCUUUCUUCACUCCUGAGAGCCACCUUGUGCCCUCGCCUUUCUUAAGCUGUUAGCUGCAGACACCACGAGACAGCCCACAGACCUUGUCUCCUGGGGCCAGAGAGUCAGGAGUGUCCCCCAUCUGUGUUGCUGUUUGUAAUUGUUUUAGAUGACAUUUAUUUUAUUUGGAGCCAGGCAAUGGUGGCGCACACCUUUGAUC
This is a messenger RNA of Mus caroli (Ryukyu mouse), 1061 nucleotides long. RefSeq names its product ybeY metalloendoribonuclease (gene Ybey). Gene Ontology annotation, molecular function: metalloendopeptidase activity. Lineage: Eukaryota; Metazoa; Chordata; Mammalia; Rodentia; Muridae. Gene Ontology annotation, biological process: rRNA processing. The record is from RefSeq and is a predicted model, not a curated record.